AAGUGUGUCAGCGCUGUGUGGGCCGUGUUGACGUCUUUAGUCCGAAUAUAACCUAGCAUAUCUUAGCUUAGCUUAAUUUAGCUAACGAUACAGAGUUAAAAAUAGCAUAUUUUAUAUCAUUUAUGUCGUUUAACGUGAAUCACGGCGGAGGGCGACGGAGUAAAUGGGACCAGCCAGGUCCAGGGCCAGGGGUCGAGGGGGAUGCAGCUCCCACAGGUGCACUGGAUGCCGCUGCUGCUGUGGCUGCCAAAAUCAACGCAAUGCUGGUGGCCAAGGGCAAGCUGAAGCCCUCACAGAUUGGUACUCCUGGGACAGUUGAUAAGACAACAGGUUCUGGUGGGAAGUCCAUGCCUGUAGCAAAAGCAAAGGAUGAUCUAGUGGUAGCAGAGGUAGAAAUAAAUGAUGUACCACUCACCUGUCGGAACCUUCUCACCCGUGGACAGACUCAGGAUGAGAUCAGCAGAGUCAGUGGUGCUGCUGUAUCCACGAGGGGCCGCUACAUGACAGCAGAAGAAAAGGCCAAAGCCAUGCCCAGUGACCGCCCUCUCUAUCUACAUGUACAAGGACAAACUAGAGAACUUGUCGACAAGGCAGUAAACAGGAUAAAAGAGCUCAUCACUAAUGGCGUAGUAAAAGCUGCCACCAGCUCCAGCACUUCAUAUAACGGAGCCACUGUCACGGUCUAUCAUCCCCCUGGUCCCCCUCCUGCAACACUGCCCCCUGCAGGACACAAACCACACUUUACUGGUGGGAUGCACUAUGUACAGGAUAAGCUCUUUGUGGGUUUAGAACAUGCUAUCCAGGGUUUCUCAGUGAAGGAGCGUGUGGAAGGUCCGGGCUGCUCAUUCCUGCAGCACAUACAGGCCGAGACAGGAGCGAAAGUCUUCUUGAGGGGAAGGGGGUCAGGCUGCCUGGAACCUGCAUCUGGGAGAGAGGCCUUUGAGCCUAUGUACAUCUACAUCAGUCACCCCAAACCAGAGGGACUUGCUGCAGCCAAAACGCUGUGUGAAAAUCUUUUGCAAACAGUUCAUGCAGAAUACUCUCGAUAUUUGACUCAGAUGAGUGCAGUUAUGCCCACGCAAGGUUUCAUUCAGCCACCUGCUGUGAAUGGGAUUGCCCCUCAGGCCCCAUAUUACACCCCUGCAGGUUUCCAGCCCACCUACCCUCCCCCUGUACCCCCUCCACAACCCAUUCCUGCUCCCUACACACUGCCCCUGCCAGCAGUGGCACCAGGAACACAAACUCCAAUACCACCCCCUAGUGCUCAGUAUCCAAUUGCACCUGCUCCAGCAAACUUACCGCCACAGAACCUUCAGCCUGCCACUUUCCCACUUGUUGCCCCAGCCCUUCCUAAACCAGCAGCUUCUGCAGCCCAGACUCCAGCACCUCAGAAACGCCGUUUCACAGAAGAGGUGCCUGAUGAAACAGAAAGCGGCCUGCUGGGUUACCAGCAUGGACCCAUUCAUAUGACUAAUUUAGGUGCAGGCUUCACUUUGGGCAGCGCUGAGGCAUCAGGACCCCCACUUGCAGGUCCCUGUGGGCCUCCCCAGGAGAGGGACAGUCGGCAGCUGAUGCCACCUCCAGCACUGCCUGUGAAUACUGUAGUUAGAGCGCUGAAGACAGAGGAGAGAAGGACUUUGCCAGCCUUGCUGGAGCCACAGGUGAAGCGUAUGAAGACAGGGCUGGUCGCAUACUCUGGCGAUUCCUCUGAUGAAGAGGAAGAUCACAGUUCUCUCAAGUUAGGUGGUUCAGGUAACAUGGGUCCAGGUUCUUCUCCCCCAGGAUGGCCUGCUGGAGCAUACCGCUGCCCCACACCACCUCCACCUCGGCCCAAAACACAGACAUCACAGCCCAUGCCCUUUUGGAUGGCACCUUGAGACGAAGGUUCCCCAACCCUAUAUAUGCACACACGUAUACCCCCACAGCUUGCCAUCUCCAUGUUGGCAGAUGUGUGGUCUCUCUGCUGUGGGCUGGUGAGGUAAUGACUCAUGUAGAUCUGACAAGAUGCAUUUUUUUGCAAACUUUUGUGGUUGAAGGAGGAUGUUCUUUACAGCUGAAUCUGGUGUGUGCCUCUCUCUGAAGCCCAACACGCACACUGCCUUUUGUUUGUGCAGCCUAUUGAUGUUUGACUUUCAGCUGAGCGAAGAGAAUAAACUCAUUUAACAGGACAAGAAGUGUUUGGGAUGAUCAAAAAUGGACUUAUCUGAUCCUCAGACUGCACCUGCUUACAUGUACAGGCAACAGUUUUCGUUAAUGGAUUUGACUGUCAUGUACAAAGUUUAAGUGCUCAUCCUGUUCUAUUAAAAUAAAGUUAAUUUGUA
Molecule: messenger RNA, 2321 nt
Organism: Astyanax mexicanus (Mexican tetra)
Lineage: Eukaryota; Metazoa; Chordata; Actinopteri; Characiformes; Acestrorhamphidae
Gene: khdc4
Product: KH domain containing 4, pre-mRNA splicing factor
Exons: 14
Coding region: 123-1877 (584 amino acids)
Cellular component (GO): nucleus
Molecular function (GO): RNA binding
Source: RefSeq, a predicted model, not a curated record